This is a messenger RNA of Triplophysa rosa, 2146 nucleotides long. It is a transcript of the gene dbnla, whose product is annotated as drebrin-like a. The transcript has 19 exons. The coding region runs from base 140 to 1999 and encodes 619 amino acids. Gene Ontology annotation, cellular component: postsynaptic density; lamellipodium; postsynaptic membrane. The record is from RefSeq and is a predicted model, not a curated record. Gene Ontology annotation, biological process: regulation of actin filament polymerization; positive regulation of dendritic spine morphogenesis; postsynaptic actin cytoskeleton organization. Gene Ontology annotation, molecular function: actin filament binding. NCBI's taxonomy places the organism in Eukaryota, Metazoa, Chordata, Actinopteri, Cypriniformes, Nemacheilidae.
GCUGAACCAGACCUAACAGGGCAGGUGCGUUUGUAAACCAACAGAUGACAAAUCACAAAGAGGAAGGAGGUGGACGGGAUUAUCAUUACAUCUCCAGUAAAAGUUCAUUACGAGUUCUUGCUGGUGUUAUGACAUUAUUAUGGCAGUAAAUUUGAGUAAAAACGGACCUGCGCUCACAGAGGCAUAUAACGAAGUGGUGAACGGGAGGAGGAAUACAAACUGGGUCUUGUUCACCUAUGAGGGCAACAGCAAUGACAUCCGGGUGGCAGGGAAAGGAGAUGGUGGAAUUGAAGAAAUGGCGGAGGAGCUUAACAGUGGGAAAAUCAUGUACGGCUUCUGUCGAGUGACCGACCCCAGCUCUGGUGUUCCCAAGUUUGUUCUGAUCAACUGGACCGGUGAGGGAGUCAAGGAUGUUAGAAAGGGAAUUUGUGCCAAUCACGUUCAUUCAAUGGGAAUUUUUUUACGGGGUGCUCAUGUGACCAUCAAUGCCCGAUCAGAAGAUGACGUUGAACCUUCCGCCAUCAUGGAGAAGGUGUCCAAGGGCUCGGGCGUCAACUAUAACACCCACAAAGAAUCAAACCAGAACAGUAAUUAUGAACCUCCUGGGCGUGUGGGUUCUGUCUAUAAAAAGAUCAGCGCCUUAGAUGAAAUCCAAAGUAUUGACAGAGAGAACUUCUGGGCCAAGGCUGAGCAAGAAGAGGAGAAGCGGCGACAAGAGGAACGCAGGAAGGUGAACGAGGAGAGAGAGCGCCUGGAGAAAGAACAAGUGGAGCAAGACGCCAAAGAGGCGGCCGAACGAGAGCGACGGCGGAAGGAGAGAGAGAAACAGAUCAACCAGCAGAGGAUUUUUGAAAAGAAACAAGAAUCUGUGACCAAACAACAGGCACCACGAAAAUGGGGUGAAGUUGAGAAGGAAAUUCAGACUCCUGUGAGAGCAGAAACGCAGAGAUCUGAACCUGUGCCGAAGGCCAAUGGUUCUGUCUAUAAAAAGAUCAGCGCCUUAGAUGAAAUCCAAAGUAUUGACAGAGAGAACUUCUGGGCCAAGGCUGAGCAAGAAGAGGAGAAGCGGCGACAAGAGGAACGCAGGAAGGUGAACGAGAAGAGAGAGCGCCUGGAGAAAGAACAAGUGGAGCAAGACGCCAAAGAGGCGGCCGAACGAGAGCGACAGCGGAAGGAGAGAGAGAAACAGAUCAACCAGCAGAGGACUUUUGAAAAGAGACAAGAAUCUGUGAAUAAACAACAGGAGCAACGAAAAGAGGAUGAGAGGGAACAACAGCCCUACGUGAAAUCAGGAAUAUUGCGAGCCGAGUCUGUGCAGAAAGCCAACGAGGCUGCGUCAAUCAUCUCUCAGCGUUCCAUAAACCCCAGGGAUCUGUUCAAGGAGAGGGAGCGAAGCUUCAACAGUGAAACAUCUUCCUUUGAUACCCAACCAGGUCAAUGGAAAAAUCCAAUCUCAUCUCAGCAAGCAGUCAGUGUGGAAAAUCCUCCCAGCGAGCGCUGGUCUCCAGUACGCUCCUUGGCGGCCGCCUCGGUCUCACGUGCGCCGGCUCCGACAACCGAGCGUGAAACUUCUUCCUUCACAGUGAAAAAACAGGACCCCUUCUCUGAUGAUGACCCAUUUCGAUCUCAGCAGGCUGAGGGUUCAGAGAAUGAAUGGGAAGAUUCAGAAGUGGAGAAUUCAGUCCCUGCUUAUGUGUAUCAUACUAAAAGUAAUAAAUAUGACACAAAUGUGUCCUCGCAUGAAAACCUAUAUGAGAACGUUUACCAGGAUUGUGACACCCCCACUGCUGAAGACGAGGACACAGGGGAUAAUCAGAACAUCUGUGCAAAGGCACUUUAUGACUACCAAGCUGCGGAUGACACAGAGAUCACAUUUGAUCCUGGUGAUGUCAUCACAGGCAUAGAGACGAUAGAUGAGGGCUGGUGGAGGGGUUAUGGUCCUGAUGGUCAUUAUGGGAUGUUUCCUGCUAAUUAUGUUGAGAUUAUUUAUAUGGCGUAACUAGGUAUUACAUAAUGCCAUAGGCAAAAACAUGCAUCACCAAAUCAUUGGUUCGUGGUCCUUGGGCUUCGAAGUUAAAUAAAGUUGUUUUUGAUUCAAAUGACCUAAUAAAGAAACAAAUAAGAGAGUUUAAUAUUCAUUAUCCUA